Molecule: messenger RNA, 5006 nt
Organism: Echinops telfairi (small Madagascar hedgehog)
Lineage: Eukaryota; Metazoa; Chordata; Mammalia; Afrosoricida; Tenrecidae
Gene: MINK1
Product: misshapen like kinase 1
Exons: 33
Coding region: 194-4222 (1342 amino acids)
Biological process (GO): protein phosphorylation
Molecular function (GO): ATP binding; protein kinase activity
Source: RefSeq, a predicted model, not a curated record
CAGACUCUCGAGCGAGAUCUCCUGUCAGCCGGUGGGUCGGUCUUCCUGCCGGCCCUCCCCCUCCCUGUUCUCCGGGGGAGGCGCGGUGGAGCCCGCCCCCGGGGUCCCCGAUGGGGGAGAAGCGGCGGCGGCGGCAGUGGAUUAAGCAAGGCAGAGCGUGAGCGGCUUCGGGGCUCCGUUCCCGGCGGAGGCCAUGGGCGACCCAGCCCCCGCCCGCAGCCUGGACGACAUCGACCUGUCCGCCCUGCGGGACCCUGCUGGCAUCUUUGAGCUGGUGGAGGUGGUCGGCAAUGGAACCUACGGACAGGUGUACAAGGGUCGGCAUGUCAAGACUGGGCAGCUGGCUGCCAUCAAGGUUAUGGAUGUCACGGAGGAUGAGGAGGAAGAGAUCAAACAGGAGAUCAACAUGUUGAAAAAGUACUCUCACCACCGCAACAUUGCCACCUACUAUGGGGCCUUCAUCAAGAAGAGCCCCCCAGGGAGUGACGACCAGCUCUGGCUGGUGAUGGAGUUCUGCGGGGCAGGCUCGGUGACUGACCUGGUGAAGAACACGAAGGGGAAUGCGCUAAAGGAGGACUGCAUUGCCUACAUCUGCCGGGAGAUUCUCAGGGGUCUGGCCCAUCUCCAUGCCCACAAGGUGAUUCAUCGAGACAUCAAGGGGCAGAACGUGCUGCUGACCGAGAAUGCUGAAGUCAAACUAGUGGACUUUGGGGUGAGUGCUCAGCUGGACCGCACCGUGGGCCGACGGAACACGUUCAUCGGGACCCCUUAUUGGAUGGCGCCGGAGGUCAUCGCUUGUGACGAGAACCCCGACGCCACCUACGAUUACAGGAGUGACAUUUGGUCUCUCGGAAUCACAGCCAUAGAGAUGGCAGAGGGAGCCCCCCCUCUGUGUGACAUGCACCCAAUGCGAGCCCUCUUCCUCAUCCCUCGGAACCCUCCGCCCAGACUCAAGUCCAAGAAAUGGUCUAAGAAGUUCAUCGACUUCAUUGACACGUGUCUCAUCAAGACUUACCUCAGUCGCCCGCCCACCGAGCAGCUGCUUAAGUUCCCCUUCAUCCGGGACCAGCCCACCGAGCGGCAGGUCCGCAUCCAGCUCAAGGACCACAUUGACCGAUCCCGGAAGAAGCGAGGCGAGAAGGAGGAGACGGAGUACGAGUACAGCGGCAGCGAGGAGGAGGAUGACAGCCAUGGAGAGGAUGGAGAGCCAAGCUCCAUCAUGAACGUGCCCGGAGAGUCGACGCUGCGCCGGGAAUUUCUCCGGCUUCAGCAGGAGAAUAAAAGCAACUCAGAGGCUUUGAAGCAGCAGCAGCAGCUGCAGCAGCAGCAGCAGCGAGACCCCGAGGCCCACAUCAAGCACCUCCUGCACCAGCGGCAACGGCGCAUAGAGGAGCAAAAGGAGGAGCGGAGGCGUGUCGAGGAGCAACAGCGGCGGGAGCGGGAGCAGCGGAAGCUGCAGGAGAAGGAGCAGCAGCAGCGGCGGCUGGAGGACAUGCAGGCCCUGCGGCGGGAGGAGGAGAGGCGGCAGGCUGAGCGUGAGCAGGAAUACAAGCGCAAGCAGCUGGAGGAGCAGCGGCAGUCGGAACGGCUCCAGCGGCAGCUGCAGCAGGAACAUGCCUACCUCAAGUCCCUGCAGCAGCAGCAGCAGCAGCAGCAGCUUCAGAAACAGCAGCAGCAGCAGCAGAUCCUGCCCGGGGACAGGAAGCCCCUGUACCAUUACGGUCGGGGCAUCAAUCCUGCGGACAAACCAGCCUGGGCCCGAGAGGUGGAAGAGAGAACGAGGAUGAAUAAGCAGCAGAACUCUCCCCUGGCCAAGACUAAGCCGAGCAGCACAGGCCCCGAGCCGCCCGCCCCCCAGGCCCCUCCAGGGCCCCCAGGGCCCCUUUCGCAAACCCCUCCUAUGCAGAGGCCAGUGGAGCCUCAGGAGGGACCUCACAAGAGCCUGGUGGCCCACCGGGUCCCGCUGAAGCCGUACGCAGCGCCUGUGCCCCGGUCCCAGUCCUUGCAGGACCAGCCCACCCGAAACCUGGCUGCCUUCCCCACCUCCCCCGGCCCAGACCCUGCUGUCCCCGCACCCCCCGCCACGCCUAGUGCCCGAGGGGCUGUCAUCCGCCAGAACUCAGACCCCACCUCCGAAGGGCCUGGCCCUAGCCCCAACCCCCCAGCCUGGGUCCAGCCAGAUAAUGAGGCCCCACCCAAGGUGCCUCAGCGGACCUCCUCCAUCGCCACUGCCCUUAACACCAGUGGGGCCGGGGCGCCCCGGCCAGCACAGGCCAUCAGAGCCAGACCACGCAGCAACUCCGCCUGGCAAAUCCACCUGCAAAGGCGGGCCGAGCGGGGGGGCCCCCAGCCUCCAGGGCCCCCUGUUCAGCCCCCUGGCCCGCCCAGCGCCUGUAGUAACCCCGACCUCAGGAGGAGCGACCCUGGCUGGGAGCGCUUGGACAGCAUCCUCCCUGCUUCGCACAGCCACCUCCCCCAGGCCGGCUCCCUGGAGCGGAACCGUGUGGGGGCCGCCUCCAAACUGGACACCUCCCCGGUGCUCUCCCCUGGGAGCAAAGCCAAGCCCGAUGACCACCGCUCCCGACCCGGCCGACCCGCAAGCUAUAAACGAGCUAUUGGCGAGGACUUUGUGCUGCUGAAAGAGCGGACCCUGGACGAGUUCCCCCGGCCCCCCAAGAAGGCCAUGGACUACUCGUCGUCCAGUGAGGAGGUGGACAGCAGUGAGGACGAGGAGGAAGAGGGCGAUGGCGAGCCCUCCGAGGGGAGCAGGGACACCCCCGGGGCCCGCAGCGACGGGGACACAGACAGCGUCAGUACCAUGGUGGUCCAUGAUGUUGAGGAGCUCUCUGGGACCCAGACCCCAUUCGGGGGAGGGACCAUGGUGGUCCAGCGUACCCCUGAAGAAGAACGAAACCUGCUGCAUGCCGAUAGCAACGGUUACACAAACUUACCUGACGUGGUCCAACCCAGCCACUCGCCCACCGAGAGCAGCAAAGGCCAGAGCCCCCCCUCCAAGGAGGGCGCCACUGAUUACCAGUCUCGUGGGCUGGUGAAGGCCCCCGGCAAGAGCUCCUUCACCAUGUUUGUGGAUCUUGGCAUCUAUCAGCCUGGAGGCAAUGGGGACACCAUCCCCAUCACAGCCCUAGUGGGCGGAGAGGGAAGUCGGCUCGAUCAGCUGCAGUAUGACGUGAGGAAGGGCUCGGUGGUGAACGUGAAUCCCACCAACACCCGGGCCCACAGCGAGACCCCUGAGAUCCGGAAGUACAAGAAGCGGUUCAAUUCCGAGAUCCUCUGCGCGGCCCUUUGGGGGGUCAACCUGCUGGUGGGCACAGAGAACGGGCUGAUGCUGCUGGACCGCAGCGGGCAGGGGAAGGUGUACGGGCUCAUUGGGCGACGGCGCUUCCAGCAGAUGGAUGUGCUGGAGGGCCUCAACCUGCUCAUCACCAUCUCAGGGAAGAGGAACAAGCUGCGAGUGUACUACCUGUCGUGGCUGCGGAACAAGAUUCUGCACAAUGACCCAGAAGUGGAGAAGAAGCAGGGCUGGACCACCGUGGGGGACAUGGAGGGCUGUGGGCACUAUCGUGUCGUGAAAUACGAGCGCAUCAAGUUCCUGGUCAUUGCCCUGAAGAGCUCCGUGGAGGUGUAUGCGUGGGCCCCCAAACCUUACCACAAAUUCAUGGCCUUCAAGUCCUUUGCUGACCUCCCACACCGCCCUCUGCUGGUUGACCUGACAGUGGAGGAGGGACAGCGACUCAAGGUCAUCUACGGCUCCAGCGCUGGCUUCCAUGCGGUGGAUGUUGACUCGGGGAACAGCUACGACAUCUACAUCCCUGUCCAUAUCCAGAGCCAGAUCACCCCGCACGCCAUCAUCUUCCUCCCCAACACCGAUGGCAUGGAGAUGCUGCUGUGCUACGAGGACGAGGGCGUGUACGUCAACACGUAUGGGCGCAUCAUCAAGGAUGUGGUGCUGCAGUGGGGAGAGAUGCCCACCUCCGUGGCCUACAUCUGCUCCAACCAGAUCAUGGGUUGGGGUGAGAAAGCCAUCGAGAUCCGCUCAGUGGAGACCGGCCACCUGGACGGCGUCUUCAUGCACAAGCGAGCCCAGAGGCUCAAGUUCCUGUGUGAGCGCAAUGACAAGGUAUUUUUUGCCUCCGUUCGCUCCGGGGGCAGCAGCCAAGUUUACUUCAUGACUCUGAACCGUAACUGCAUCAUGAACUGGUGACAGGCCCUGGGCUGGGGCUGCCCCGACUGGACCCAGCCCGCCCCCAACAGCCAGGCUUCCCAGUCCGCCCCUCUCUCCCCUCCCUGGGCUUUUGCUUUUACUGGUUUGAUCCACUGGAGCCUGCUGGGAACGUGACCUCUGAUCCCUGAUGCUUUUGUGAUCACGUGACCAUCUCUACCACCACCACCCCCCAAUACCUUCUCCCUCAAACUGUGUCUGUCCCCAACUUCUGGGCACAAGCACAGCUCCCCCCUACCAGGCAUUUGAGUGGGCCCAGCCCUCCCCGCUUUCCUCCACUCAAGAGGAGAGUGCUUGGGUUCAGACCCCUUCCCACUGCUGCUGACUGGGCAGGGCCCCCAGCCCUUCAUUUGCACGACAGGGGAGCCGGCUCCCCCCUUGAAUGUACCAGACCCUGGGGGGGGUCAUUGGGCCCUAGGUUUUAUGGGGGUCACCAGCCACUCCAGGCAGGGGCAGGGACCAUCUCCUCAUUUUCUGAAAGCACUUUAAUGAUUUCCCCUCCCCCCAAGCCCCAGGGAAUGGAGGGGGGACCCUCCACCCCCAGCCAAAACAUUCCUCCCUUUCCAGCCUCCCUUCUCCUUUUCUGGCCUCUGCCCUUCCUUGGUGGUGGGAGGGAGCAGGGAGCUCUGGCCCCCAGACCCCCUUGCUUGCAUCUAUCUGUAUAUAGUGUGAGCAGCAAGUAGCCCCUUCCCUGCCUUCCCCCCCUCAAUGUAGUGGCCUUGGACAUCCCGUUUGUUAAUAAAGACAAUUCAACCAGCUCCCACCA